Molecule: messenger RNA, 1518 nt
Organism: Penicillium griseofulvum
Lineage: Eukaryota; Fungi; Ascomycota; Eurotiomycetes; Eurotiales; Aspergillaceae
Exons: 1
Coding region: 1-1518 (505 amino acids)
Source: RefSeq, a predicted model, not a curated record
AUGUCUUCCUCAAACGCUGAAGGAGUUUUAAGACGCAGUACGAGAAACAAGCAACCAAAGGAUAAUGUAGAAAGGCUGCAAAAUCUGGUUGAAAGCGGGAGUGGUCUUUCCCAACCCAAGGCUGCUGCUGCGGAUGCGCAAGCCUCGUACAUUCAGCCAGGUUCCAGUAAAGAUACUGGUGCGCAUACAACCAACCAAAGUCAGUCGGUUCAGUCACAGUCGAAGCCCCCGUACAACACUCAAGAGGAGCAGCCAAGCCCAGAUGGUACGGGAGAAGCGGUUCCAGAUGAACCGAACGACCAGCCUAUGGGAGACGCUGAGUCUGAAAGGAAACCAUCUGAAUCCCCUAGAGCCAGCCCAAGGUCGGGUCAUAUGGCUGAGAACGCAGCUGAAUCUGGUAGUCCCUCUCCUGUCGGCGCCAAUGACUCGUCGGAAUCGUUGGAUGAAGUCCUGACCGACCUGAAGAAGCUCUCAAUUGGUCGCGAUCACGACGGAGAACCAGAUGCCUGGAGUCGUCUUGGACGGUCAAACGUAUUGCUGGUUCGGUAUGGACCCUACAAGGCGGCAAAAUAUCGGGUUCAGCCUGGAAAUGGGUACAGCACCCAAGGGCUGCAGAAAGUAUCCAAACUAAAGACCCGAAUUUCGCACGUGAUGUACGAAGGGGAGGACGGGGAAGACCAUUAUAGAUACAGCAGGGACAACAUCGUCGGCAUUGUCGGUGUGGCAUUUUAUGAAAGAAAAGACAUUGACAAAGUCUACAAAACUGCUCCCCCGGCCUUUGUCAAAAUUAAAUGGCAAGGAAUCGAUGCUGCGCAUCAGAAACUGUUGACCAGAGGCAACUCCUGGAUUACCAAGGUAGAUCUGGUUAGACUCACCGACUCAGCCACAGCAGAGCAAAAGAUCUCCGAGGCUUGGGAUAAGCAGGAGGAACGUCACAAUCAGUGGCAAGGCCAAAUAGGAAGAGACAGCCCUGAUCGUUCACCCACCCCUUGCCCGCUGGAUUCCUUCAAGGCACAGAAGGAGGAGAGAAUAAAGCGCGAGCGUACAAGAGAGCCUUCGAUGCCAAGUGCACAAAGUUUGGAGCUGGGCCCCGAGGGGUGGAGGCUAGGGAGUCGCCAACCAGCGGUGAAAAACACACAGCGGCUUGAUUCAGUUUCGGUGAAGCAGGAAUUGGACGAUGAGGACGAUGAAGACAAUGACCUGUUUGUCGAUGGCUUCAGUACUAAUGCUCGGAACGCCAGUGGUCAGAAUACCAGUGGUCAGGAUAGCAACGGUCCGAACAACAAUGGCCUCAAUAAUGAUAUAAGCAGCGGAUCUGGUCAAAAUCGGCCUCCACCAAAAUUAAGCAAGUUCUAUAAGAGAUGGUUGGGAAGAGUGGGAAUUCCGGAAACUGAUUUCAGUAGCCUCGACGAUAAAUACAUUGCGAGAUUUGAAGCUGCUGCAUACGUUUAUAUGGACGAGCUGAGGAAGCAAGGCUACGUUGUAGAAGAUGAUAUGGAUAUGGGUGUGGAUAUCUAG